Molecule: messenger RNA, 582 nt
Organism: Vicia villosa (hairy vetch)
Lineage: Eukaryota; Viridiplantae; Streptophyta; Magnoliopsida; Fabales; Fabaceae
Product: defensin Ec-AMP-D2-like
Exons: 2
Coding region: 95-325 (76 amino acids)
Biological process (GO): defense response
Source: RefSeq, a predicted model, not a curated record
UUUAGCCUUUAUUGCGCUAUUUAAGACAAGCUAGUUCCAUUAGCACUUCACUUCAAAUUCUAAACUAGUUCACUUUUCUCCUUAACAAAUUUUCAUGGCUCGUUCAAUUUCUUUGGUCUCCACCAUCUUUGUCUUCCUUCUCAUUCUUGUGGCCACUGGGCCAAGUAUGGUGGCAGAGGCAAGAGAUUGUGAGUCUAAAAGUCACAAGUUCAAAGGAAAAUGUUUUAGUGAUACCAACUGUGCUUCUGUGUGCAAAACAGAACAUUUCCCUGGUGGACACUGCCGUGGAUUCCGUCAAAGAUGCUUUUGCACUACACACUGUUGAUGAAACAAAGAUGAUGGAUCCAUCACCUUUUUCUACGUGUGUAUGUUUUGAAUAAAGCUAUAGUUAGCUACCCAUUUUGUUAUGGGUUUUUUUUUUGUCUUUUUUUCUUUGUAUCUUGUUAUAGAUCUUUUGAUCUUACAUGUGGAAAUGAAUAAUUUCACAUGUGUUUGUAUUCGUUCUUUCGGACUGAGAUAUUGUGUCUUAAAUGUCAUGAAUUGAGUUAAUGGUGAAAAUAUGAUAGUCCAUAGUCUUCCAAA